UAGCUGAGCCGCCCUCACCCAUCAAAAUCUCCCAGCCUCCCACUCCACUCAACCCCUCUCUCUGCCCCGCAAGUCGCAACCUCGGCGUCUCCGCUUGUCCUCCUCUGCAUCGAGAUAUAUCGGUUGAAGGUACUAAUAGACACCGGUGGAAGAGGAGUGGGUCGGGGCAACAAUCGGCGCCGGUGACUCCUUCUUUCUAGCGGUGUUAAGACUGGAGGGUAAAAUUCUUGCCGGUCGAAGCGGCGGACAUCCGGGCAACCUUCUUCCUAGCCAGAGGCUACAGAUGUCAGAGCAAUUCAGCAUCAAAACUUAAGCUACAAAUUCUCAUACCGGUAUCCUCCAUUGCUGCUACGCAUGGCUUCUGUCAGAACCUUUAUUCUUAAUGGCGCCCAUAGGCACUUCUCUCCCCUUCUCAUCCAAAAAUGCCCAAUCCCGACUACUCACUUCUCACUGCCGCCGCAACAGCCUCUUUUGCUAUUCUUCAUCGCCGUCGUGCUCCUCCGCCCAAUUUACUCCCCAUCUCAGGAAUGAGUCGGAGAUGGAAUCCGACCAGUGGCAGCAGAGGCGGAAUGUGGUGGAGAUUUUGGAGGAGAGGGGAUUACUGGAGUCCAUCACUAGCGAAAACCUCCGUUCAAUUUGCUCCAACCCGAAUCUCCCACCCCUCAAAGUCUACUGCGGGUUUGACCCGACGGCUGAAAGCCUCCAUCUCGGAAACCUUCUUGGCCUUAUUGUUCUCUCCUGGUUCCUUCGCUGUGGCCAUAAAGUCGUUGCUCUCCUCGGUGGCGCCACCGGCCGUAUUGGUGACCCCUCCGGCAAGAGCGUAGAGCGGCCGGAGCUCGAUUACGUUACAUUGAAUCACAACAUCGCUGGAAUUUCUGCCAACAUUCGGCAAGUACUACUCUCUCCAGAUUCAUCUUACCUCACCUCCGACAUUCAGAUCCUAGACAACUAUUAUUGGUGGAAAGACGUGAAAUUUCUCGAUUUCUUGCGAGAUGUAGGAAGGUUUGCUAGGGUUGGGACUAUGAUGUCGAAAGAAAGUGUGAAGAAGAGAUUGGAAAAUGCGGAGCAAGGAAUGAGCUACGCAGAGUUCACGUACCAGUUGUUGCAGGGCUAUGAUUUUGUGCAUUUGUUCGAAAAAGAAGGUGUCACGGUUCAAAUUGGGGGCAGUGAUCAAUGGGGGAAUAUUACAGCCGGAACGGACCUUAUUCGCCGGAUAAUCGGAAAAUCUUCGGAGACCGAAGCAGCAGCUUCUUUGGCUCAUGGUUUGACAUUCCCACUUCUCCUCAAGAGUGAUGGGACCAAGUUUGGGAAAUCCGAGGAAGGAGCAAUAUGGCUCUCACCUUCCCUCUUAUCACCUUACAAGUUCUACCAAUACUUUUUCUCUGUUCCUGAUGCUGAUGUGGUGAGAUUUCUCAAGAUUCUUACAUUUCUCACCAUUGAAGAGAUUGAGGAGCUCAAAACACAAAUGGGGAAUCCUGGUUAUGCUCCUAACACUGCACAACGUAGGUUGGCUGAGGAGGUUACACGGUUUGUUCAUGGACAAGAGGGGUUGGAUGAAGCCCUGAAGGCUACAGAGGCGUUGAGGCCUGGCAAUGCAGAUACUAAGUUGGAUUGGAAAACCAUUGAGGGAAUUGCUGGUGAUGUUCCAUCCUGCUCGUUGCCUUAUGAUCAGGUGUUGAGUAUUUCAGUUUUGGAUCUUAUUGUUUCUAGUGGUUUGCUCGAGAGCAAGUCUGCUGCGCGUAGAAUGCUCAAGCAAGGAGGGCUUUACUUGAACAAUGCCCGAGUUGAUAGUGAGGCUAAGAAGAUUGAGGAUGACGAUAUUGUGGAUGGAAAAGUUCUGCUUUUGUCUGCAGGAAAGAAGAAUAAGAUGGUUGUUAGAAUUUCCUGACGUGUAGAGGCACAAUGCUAUCACCAUUAAAAUAGAUAAACCUUCAUGAUCAAGUUGUAUAUCUCACAUAGUUCUAUAUGCUAUCGAACCUUUUUGUAUCACACAUUGUCUGUUCUAAUAACAUUUUUCCAAAACCAGGUGGGUGGGAGGGAACAUUUGAUAACUUUCUAUCUGAAUUGACUACUUAUAUAUCUUCACAAA
Messenger RNA from Ipomoea triloba (trilobed morning glory), 2089 nucleotides. RefSeq names its product tyrosine--tRNA ligase, chloroplastic/mitochondrial-like. Gene Ontology annotation, molecular function: tyrosine-tRNA ligase activity; RNA binding; ATP binding. The coding region runs from base 383 to 1888 and encodes 501 amino acids. The transcript has 2 exons. NCBI's taxonomy places the organism in Eukaryota, Viridiplantae, Streptophyta, Magnoliopsida, Solanales, Convolvulaceae. Gene Ontology annotation, biological process: tyrosyl-tRNA aminoacylation. The record is from RefSeq and is a predicted model, not a curated record. Gene Ontology annotation, cellular component: cytosol; mitochondrion; chloroplast stroma.